This is a messenger RNA of Peromyscus leucopus (white-footed mouse), 1344 nucleotides long. It is a transcript of the gene Fndc8, whose product is annotated as fibronectin type III domain containing 8. Gene Ontology annotation, cellular component: nucleus. NCBI's taxonomy places the organism in Eukaryota, Metazoa, Chordata, Mammalia, Rodentia, Cricetidae. Gene Ontology annotation, molecular function: protein binding. The record is from RefSeq and is a predicted model, not a curated record.
GGUGGGACCUUUGCCUCAGUUUUCUCUCUGCUUCCUGCACGGUGGUGACAGCUCUGGUCCCACCUACACCAGAUGGCAACCGAGGUGUUCUGUGAAGUGGGGGGUGGGGAGGAGGCUAUACCGAAGAAGAAGGAAACGCUCAACAUUAUGAAUGUGAUUGACCAACUGCCAAAGCCCUGUCCAAACUCCAAGUUUAUUAACCGGUCUUUGGCUACCAAAGGCCUCCCGCUUUCCUCGGGACACAGCUUGGUCAACCACUUAGAGGAAGACACCACCGACGUCAUGAAGCAGAUGCCAGCAGAAGAUUCUGAAUACAGCUCAGAUGACACUAGUGUGUCCCCCAUAUCAUCCACUCUGAUGAACCCCAUCAAACUGGCUGUGACUCAGCCCAAUAACAGCUUCUUUGCCGGAAUGCUGGAGGGUGAGCUAAACAAACUCAGUUUAUCGUCACUGACCAAGAACAGAGAAAAUGAGAAUCUGGCCAUCUGCCCCCGCUCAAGGUCCCAAAUAGCCCCCGCGGGCCUGUUGGACCUUGACAACCCUGCACUGGACACAGACACCUCCUCAACACGCUCUGAGUCUUCUGUGGUCCUGGAUGUGCCAGAGGCCCCCUUCAUCUGCGAGCACACUGUUGGCGAUUCCACAGCUAUGAUUUCCUGGACUUAUGCUGUGGGCAAGCAGCAGGUCAGUUUCUACCAGGUGCUGCUGCAGGAGGCGACCAAGCGAGGCGACAAGGAGAUGCCCAAGGUCAAGAACCGCCCCUGGAUCUUCAACAAGAUCCUGGGCACCACUGUCAAGCUGAUGGAGCUGAAGCCGAACACGGGUUACUGCCUUACUGUCCGCGCAGCCAACACAGCGGGGGUAGGGAAGUGGUGUAAGCCUUAUAAAUUUGCAACCGUGCCUACCGACUUCAACAGCUUCCCCGAGAACAAUCCCAUCCAGGUCACCGUGCAGCGCAAACAACCUCAGCGGAGAACCGUGUCCAUGACGAUGGAUGAGAUGCGGAGGAUGGAGGAUCUGGAAUACCUAUAUCCGUAUUAGGGGGCGUGGGUCGAGGCUAUCCCCUGCCCACUGUCAGUCUUGGCCCUGGGUCCUCAGGAACCAGAAUCAUGAGAUGGACUGUACCACCAAGUACCAAGAACCACUAGUUAGCCUGUCAGCCAAGGGCCUGGGGGCAGAUGUACUGGAACCUCACCCUUGGGUCGAGGCCAAGGACAGACAUAAGCCCCAUUCACUGAGACACCUUGGGCUGGGCCAUUGCCCAACAGCUGCUAGGUGCCCUCCUUCCUCCCUGACCUGGCUGGUUCCAGGUCCCUCAUUAAAGAACUGAAGGCCCAUCCAAUA